Messenger RNA from Electrophorus electricus (electric eel), 3462 nucleotides. It is a transcript of the gene kcnk15, whose product is annotated as potassium channel, subfamily K, member 15. Gene Ontology annotation, cellular component: plasma membrane. Gene Ontology annotation, molecular function: outward rectifier potassium channel activity; potassium ion leak channel activity. Gene Ontology annotation, biological process: potassium ion transmembrane transport; stabilization of membrane potential. The record is from RefSeq and is a predicted model, not a curated record. NCBI's taxonomy places the organism in Eukaryota, Metazoa, Chordata, Actinopteri, Gymnotiformes, Gymnotidae.
UUGGACCACUGAGAAAAGGAAAGAGCCAGAAACCAGUUUAACAACCAAUCACAGCUGAACCUGCUCAUCAUCUCAAGGAAAACGUGCGGAUUUUAUCGCCCAGGCGUGCGCGCGUGGAUUACCGAUGCAUUGAAGCGCACCACCUGUUUCGACUCCCAACUCUCGAGCGCCUACUCCCUCCUCACGCGCGCUGAGCCGAAGAUGAAGAAGCAGAACGUGCGCACGUUGUCUCUGAUCCUGUGCAUGUUUUCGUACCUGCUCGUCGGGGCCGCGGUCUUCGACGCGCUGGAGUCCGAGACGGAGAGCGUCCGGAAGCGCAUCCUGGAGCAGAAACGCGGCGAGAUGAAGAAGAAGUAUCGUUUCUCCGAGGACGACUACCGGGAGAUCGAAAGGGUCGUGCUACAGGCGGAGCCGCACCGCGCGGGCAGACAGUGGAAAUUCGCGGGAUCUUUUUACUUUGCCAUCACGGUCAUCACCACCAUAGGUUAUGGGCACGCGGCUCCAGGCACGGAUGCCGGAAAGGUCUUCUGCAUGUUCUACGCCGUGCUGGGAAUCCCACUUACCUUGGUGAUGUUCCAGAGCCUGGGAGAGAGGAUGAACACGUUUGUCCGUUAUCUCCUGCACCGGGCCAAGAAGUGCCUGGGCCUGAGCCGCACGGGCGUCUCCAUGGAGAACAUGGUGCUCGUAGGCUUCCUGUCCUGCCUGGGGACUCUGUGCGUGGGCGCGGCCGCGUUCUCCCACUUCGAGGGCUGGACCUUCUUCCAUGCCUACUACUACUGCUUCAUCACCCUCACCACCAUCGGCUUCGGGGACUUCGUGGCCCUGCAGAAGAAGGGUGACCUCCAGGAGAAGACGCCCUACGUGGUCUUCAGCUUCAUGUACAUCCUGGUGGGGCUGACGGUCAUCGGCGCCUUCCUGAACCUGGUCGUGCUGCGCUUCCUCACCAUGAACACGGAAGACGAGAAACGCGACGCGCGCGAGCGUGCCUCGCUGAAGAGGGGCCGCGACCUCGGCCUCCUGGCCCAGCGGAGAGAUGGCCACGGUCACAGCACGCUCUCCUUGCACAUGGAGGAGGGCACCAGCUGCACCAACCUUAUCCCAUCACCGGUGGAAGAGCCGUACCCCCACACAGCCUCGGCCCGGCCGUUGGGUCCAUCUCCGGAGCCAUCUCCGCUGGGAUCGCUCUGUUCCUGCGUGUGCUUCCGCCUCGGACUGUGGCGCGGGCCCAGACGCUCGCUCAGCCGGCACCGUGCUGGCCACGUCAACUCGGUGUACUGCGGCUCUGUCUCGUACCGGAUCCAUGGGGGUUCAUCUGCCAGGGACAAUACAGGCUUUUCUUCCCCAGGCAGCACGCUCUCUCCUGGGCACAGCUUCAGAGAUCUCCCCCGGUUACGGAGGAAGUCCGUGUAACUGUCCAGUAAUUGCCCCAUGAGCAGAAUUCAUUUAAAGACAGUGUUUGCAUAGGUUGGACAAUGGAUGUUAUAUGCAUAUAUUUUUGUAGCACAGAAAAAAUGGAGGCCAUUAUGUACAAUGUUGUCUUUCCUAAAUAAGUGGUUUAAAGUCUUUCAAAAGACUAUUUUAAACUUGUCUGCACAUUUGGAACACGUUUGGGCAUUAGCAAAACGCUUCCUGUGAGGUGAGUAAUCCGGUCUUAUGAACAGACUUCAGACCUUUAACUUCAAGACCUACUGAGAGUAGCGUAUCGUUCAAACCAGCUGUAUUAUACGUCCUGCACCCCCAUCGCCAUGGAAACGUCCUGUGGAUCGUACACUUCCACACAUUACAGCAGCUAGAACUUUGAUAAUUUUCAGGCAACAGUAUCACCUGGAAACACCUGCAGUGUAAAAUAGGCACCUUAAAUAUAGCACUCUUCUCUAUUAUGUCAUUAAAUACAUCACUCUUCACUUUUGUCAUUAAAUAUAUCACUCUUCUAUGUCAUAUAUGUCAUAUUAAAUGCAUCACUCUUCUUUUGUCAUAUUAAAUACAUCACUCAUCUCGUCCGUCAUCUUAAAUACAUCACUCUUCACUUUUAUGUCAGUAAAUAUAUCACUCUUCUAUAUCAUAUUAAAUAUAUCACUCUUAUCUUUUGUCAUAUUAAAUAUGUCACUCUUCUCUGUCAUAUUAAAUGUAUCACUCUUCUCUUUUAUGUCAUAUUAAAUAUGUCACUCUUCUCUAUCAUAUUAAAUGUAUCACUCUUCUUUUUUAUAUCAUGCAUGGCUGCUGACCCAAGCCAGUGUUCUUCUGACCUUUUCAUUCAUCCUUCUUCACUUCACAGUGAUGUGUGUUGGAUCCAGCCAAGACUGUUUUCCAGCUGUUUAUUAAUGAAGGCAGAAAUCACUUCUCCUCUGAUACAUACAUCUGGAAGGUCCAAGCCAUUUUUUUAAUACAUAAAAGAAUCGAUCGAUUUACAAGAGGUGUUGAUUUCUUUCUUGAGAAAAUGAAUAAUUUAAUAGCGAUGUCCUGAGCCCUUGAGAGAACAGCACAUGGUGUUACAUUUAAUAUUUGAAGGGGAUUUUUUACUGCAUGGAAAUGCAUGACAAAUGAAUGCGACAGAAAAUCUUAAAAACAAAACAGUCAAGACCAUCUUCUGCAUGAGAAAAAGGAGAAUGUUGUCAAACAUGAGGCCACGGGUCACUGCCACGCAGAAGGAGCUUUUAGACCUUAUAGAAAAGAUGAAAACGAUGCAUGAAAUGAAAGGAAUCCUUUAAUUUUCAAUCUGGUUCGUCCAGCCUGAAGUGUCAAAAAACAAAAAAACACCAACCGAACAGCAACAUCCUAAAGUGUGUAGACACACAGGUACCUGAGUGAAAAACUUGUUUUAUGUUUGAGUGCAUACAUACAUGUUUAUAUAUUUGAUCGUAUAAAACUUGCACAAGAUCAACAUCCUCGACCCCUAAACUGAAGUUAUUUGGGUCGCCAUUUGACAUCUGUGUUGUGAGCAGUGUGACCAGACAAUAUCCUUCCCUCCUGGAAUUUUCCGUGUGCGUGCUCUGGAAUGUGGAAUUCUCUGUAGUGUUUGCCAUGGGCUUGCCUCUGAUACUCAUGCUAACUCAUCACUGUUUAUUUUUGUCCGUGUUGCUAUGAAACAAGAUAUUUGAAUAGCCACUGAUGUAUAACUGAUGCACGAAAACGUACACGAACUUUAAACUGACCCUGAAAAUACCAACACAUACAUAUAUGUACAUACGUACAUGUACUAGUUAUUAUGUGAUUCAGGGUGAGGGUCUCGCAGGAGAGAAAGUCAAGAGUGAAUAUUUGCUUUAAAUUUAUCAGUAACCAAAUUAUUAUUAUUAUUAUUAUUAUUAUUAUUAUUAUUAUUAUUGCUGGCUGACGUUGGUCAAUCUGAGACCCAACCAGUGUCAUAAGGAUUAGUGCAAGGCAUUGAAAAGAAUGUAGACCAUUCCCAUGAGUGUGUGUAUACCGUUCCCAUGAGUGUGUAUAGGUGUGUAUACCAUUCCCAUG